This is a messenger RNA of Biomphalaria glabrata, 1866 nucleotides long. RefSeq names its product vesicle-associated membrane protein 7-like. The record is from RefSeq and is a predicted model, not a curated record. Gene Ontology annotation, cellular component: membrane; SNARE complex. Gene Ontology annotation, molecular function: SNARE binding; SNAP receptor activity. The transcript is spliced from 10 exons. NCBI's taxonomy places the organism in Eukaryota, Metazoa, Mollusca, Gastropoda, Planorbidae. The coding region runs from base 179 to 931 and encodes 250 amino acids. Gene Ontology annotation, biological process: exocytosis; vesicle fusion.
UUAAGAUUACGCACAUUAACAUCUGUUCAUGUGACUUUGUUUAGUAGAUCUAGAUCUAGAAUAUAGCUAUGCGUCAUUUCCAUGCUAAUGUUUGUAAACAAACACUGAAAAGUUUUCGUUGUUGAACUUGUAAAGGUACAUAUAAACAUAUUAUAUCUAGAUAAAGAUCAAGGUAAAUAUGCCUAUUUUGUAUUCGGUCGUGGCUCGAGGCACAACGGUUUUGGCUAAAUAUGCCAGUUGUGCAGGAAACUUCACAGAAGUUACUGAGCAAAUAUUAAUGAAAAUUCCACAAGAAAAUUCCAAAUUGACAUACUCACAUGGAAGUUACUUGUUUCAUUACAUUACGGAGGACAAGAUAGUUUAUAUGUGCAUUACAGACGAUUUAAACAAAAUGCAAGAAAGGAAAAAAAAAAAAGAAGGUUACAAAGAUGUUUUUGUGGAAAAACUCAAAAUCAGCCCUUUAAAUGGUCCACCCAGGCAGGACUUUGAACGAUCAAAGGCCUUUUUAUUUUUAAAUGAAAUAAAAAGAAGAUUUCAAGCACAGUAUGGAGUUCGAGCUCAAACUGCCUUGCCUUAUGCCAUGAAUAGUGACUUUUCACGAACAAUGGCAUCACAAAUGAGGAGUGUAUCAGAAGAUAGACCAGAUCAGGUUUCAAAAGUUCAAACUCAAGUUGAUGAAUUAAAAUGUAUUAUGGUUAAAAAUAUCGACCACUUAGCAGAAAGAGGAGAAAAGCUAGAACUCCUGGUUGAUAAGACGGAAGAUUUGAGUGCAAAUGCUGUGACUUUCAAGAAGAGAAGUCGAAACUUGGCCAGAUCGCUAUGGUGGAAAAAUGUGAAGCUACUUAUUAUUAUUGGCAUUGUUAUUAUAGUUAUCAUUUAUUUUAUUGUCUCAGCUGCUUGUGGUGGGCUGGAUUGGCCAUGUACAAAAUGAUUAAAUGCUCAUAUUUACAAUGUAAUCACUAUUAAUCAUAAUACUAUUUUAAUUAAUAUUAAUGAUUCAUGUUGAAGGGAAACAUAUUUCUUAUUGAAAAUCUUUUACUUACCAAUAAGGAAACUGUUGUAACUGUAUUAUAUAGAUUGUCAAUCAAAGGAUUUUGUAUGUCCGUGGAGAAACUCAACUCAUGAAGUAUCAAAAUCACACCCAAUGUCCCUUAUGCAUACAUUGGAGCCAUCCAUCAAGCUUUUGGCAUUCAUCUGCACUGAUGUACCUAUGCCCUAACCUUAUAUUUCAACCUAUUUCUAGAUUAUUUUGCCCCUCUCUAGUAUUUUGGUGGGGUGGUAGGGAAGUGGCAAAGGCAUCAAUCCCCCCCCCCACCAUAACCUUUUGAGGGGGGGGGGGCGGUCCAAUUUAUUUGUAGAAAUCACAGCUUGUAAACAGAAUCAAUUAAAUGUCUAUACGAUUAAAACUUGUUAUUGAUAUUUUAACCUACCUUUAUAUUAUGUCGUUCCCCUGCUAGUCGAUUGUGUGUGGGGGGGGGGGGAGCAAAUACAUCUACUGCCCUUCCCACCUAAACCCUUCUUUUAUUUAGAAAUCAUAGUUUGAGAACAAAAGUAGUUUUUAUAGUAUUAUAUAAUUUUUAUAUUAUCUCGUUACACUACUGGUAUCCUAGCCAAUUCGGUGAGGUGGGGGUGGGGGGAGGACGAUUGCGAUCCUAUUUUUAUGGAGAAAUCAUAGUUUGUGAACAAAAUUAGUUGAAUAUCUAUAUAUUAUAAGCUACAUGUUGAUGUUUUAACCCAUUUGUAUAUUAUGUCGCACACACGCUCUGAUCUCAAAUUGUAUCAUUAUUAAAUAUAAAAUGAAAAAGGGUUGUACCAGGUGGGAAGGGCGAUACAUGCUAUCGCCUUUCGCCCAUCGGACAAACGAAA